Messenger RNA from Polistes dominula (European paper wasp), 3226 nucleotides. It is a transcript of the gene Ipo9, whose product is annotated as Importin 9. Gene Ontology annotation, biological process: protein import into nucleus. Gene Ontology annotation, molecular function: small GTPase binding. Lineage: Eukaryota; Metazoa; Arthropoda; Insecta; Hymenoptera; Vespidae. Gene Ontology annotation, cellular component: cytosol; nuclear envelope. The record is from RefSeq and is a predicted model, not a curated record.
AUAAAUGUAAAACAGAAAUAAGAGUAAUUUAUAAAAGAAAAACUAUGUUCCUGGAUAUCAAUCAAUAAAUAGCAUCUAAUUCACAAUGAGCACAAAUAUGAGUGAUGUACAAGGUUCUUUAAAGGAAGCUUUAUACGAUACACUGACAGGAAUUUUAUCUCCCCAUCGAGAAAUUCGACAAGCAGCUGAACAAAGAAUUCAAGCACUCGAAGUUACAGAAGAAUUUGGUAUUCAUCUUACUGAAUUCGUGAUUGAUCCUAAUGGUCAUUUACCAAUUAGACAAUUAGCAUCUAUACUUUUAAAGCAGUAUGUAGAAGCACAUUGGAAUUUGUUAGCUGAAAAAUUUAGGCCGCCUGAAUUAAAACAAGUAACUAAAGAAAAAAUAAAAGAGUUAUUACCACAAGGAUUAUGUGAACCUAUUAGCAAGGUACGUACAGCAGUAGCAUAUGCAAUAUCUGGUAUAGCACAUUGGGAUUGGCCUGAAAAUUGGGCUGGCCUAUUUGAUAUAUUAGUUAAUUGUUUGAGUGGAGAAAGUGAAUUUGCUGUUCAUGGAGCAAUGAGAGUUCUAACAGAAUUUACGCGUGAUCUCACCGAUACUCAAAUACCAAAUGUUGGUCCUGUUAUAUUACAAGAGAUGUAUAGAAUCUUUCAGAGCGAGAAUCAAUAUUCAAUCAGAACGCGUGGACGUGCAAUUGAAAUUUUUACGAUCAUCGCCAGUCACAUAGCUAAUAUAGGAAAUAAAGCAUUUGUAGAACAAUAUUUGCAACCAGUUAUUCCUAUGUUUUGUGAAAAAUUUGUUCAGUGCCUGCGCAUUCCUAAUGGUCCAAUAAAUGACAGUGGACUUAAAACUGAUAUUAUCAGAGCCAUAUACUGCCUUGUUACAAAGUUACCUAAAUAUAUACCCCACUUUUUACCUCAAAUGUUACCACCAGUUUGGGAAACAUUAAUUGAAAGUGCAAAAAUUUAUCAAGAAGAAACAGUCAAUGGAAUUUCAGAAACAAAUAACAAAGAAGUAGAUUCUGAUGGUGAAAUCAUUAAUUUUAACAACCUUAUCAUUGCUAUAUUUGAAUUUGUUACUUCUAUUAUGGAAAAUAAAAAAUUUUCACACCUUGUCUACAAUUUGUUACAAGAUAUACUUUACUAUACAAUCAUUUUUAUGCAAAUAACGGAUGAACAAAUCGAAUUAUGGACAAGUAAUCCUAAUCAAUUUUUAGAAGAAGAAGAUCAGUGUUUUCUCUCUUAUAACUUGAGGAUAUCAGCAGAGGAAUUUUUAUCAAAUAUUAUCAUACAAUUCGAAGAGAGAGGAGUGAAUGCGCUUUGUGAAGCAAUUACGCGGCAUAUCGACGCCACAAACAGAUUGCAAGUUGGCGGUGGUGAUAAUAGGAGUAUUGAAAAUUGGUGGAAAAUACAUGAAUCUUCCAUAAUAGCAUUGAGUAUUACAAGAGAUACAGUGAUAGAAACACAGCAGCAAGGAUUAUUGCAAUUUGAUAUUAUUAGAUUUAUGGAAACUGUUGUAUUAAAUAAUUUGAAUGAUUCAAAUGCACCACCAUUACUUCUUGGUCGUUGUUUAUGCGUCGGUGGGAGAUAUGCUGCAUUAAUGCCACCUGAAAUGAACUCAAGAUUUUUAGAAGCAACAGUUAAUGGUUUACAAGAAAAUCAACCUGCAUGUAUUCGUAUAAGCGCUGCUAAAGCUAUAUAUUGGUUCUGUGAAAUAUCCACUACAGAUGCUAAUAAUCCUACUCUUAAUAUUAUUAGAUCUCAUUUACCGAAUAUAUUUCAAGGAUUGUUUAAUUUAUCUAGUCAAGCAUCUACAGAAAUCCUAAUCUUAGUAAUGGAAACAUUUCAAGUAAUAAUAUCGUUGGAUAAAGCAUUUACUGCCUCAGUAGAAAAUAAAAUAUGUCCAUUAACAAUUGCGGUAUUUUUAAAGUUUAAUAGCGAUCCAAUAAUACUGUCUGCAUGUGAGAGUAUAUUUAAAGAAUUAACACAAAAUCCAAACUGCAUCGAACCUCUGCAAACUCGUUUAAUACCAACUUUAGUGAGUAUGAUGGCAGUUACACCAGUGGAUAGAACGAAGGAUGAGGGAAAUCGUGGGGUAGCUUUGGAUAUUUUACAAGUUCUUGUUCAAUAUUCACCAAAACCGUUAAGUAAUGCUUUGAUUGAAACCGCCUUUCCUGCUGCUUGUCAUUGCAUUCUUAAUUCCGAAGAAAAUGGGACACUACAAAGUGGAGGAGAAUUAAUACGUACAUAUUUAUCUGUAGCUGCACGUCAAGUUACUAAUCACAGAGACAGCGAUGGCCAAACUGGAUUACAAUAUAUCUUGCGAAUAAUUUCACAGUUGUUAAAUCCUCAGUCUAGCGAAUUUACAGCAACGUUCAUUGGACGUUUGGUAACAACUUUAAUAAGACAUGUUGGGAAUACGUUGGGAGAAAAUCUUGAUCUGUUAUUAAAAGCUGUUCUUAGUAAAAUGCAAAGAGCCGAAACAUUAACAGUUAUACAAAGUUUGAUUAUGAUAUAUGCACACCUUAUAAAUUCAGAGUUUGAUGCUGUUGUGAAUUUCUUAUCAACGGUACCUGGCCCUACUGGGCAAAGUGCUCUUGCCUUUGUGUUGUCUGAAUGGGUUAGCAGACAACAUCUUUUUUUCGGUAGAUAUGAACGUAAAGUAGCUACUUUUGCGUUAUGUAAAAUACUGGAAAAUGGUGUUACACGAAACGAUUCUAGAUUGAAAGAAAUUACUGUAAAAGGGGACCAAAUAUUUUCUGGAAAUGAAACUGGUGUAAGGACCAGAAGUAAAGCAGAAACGCAACCUUUACAAUGGACAACUGUGCCUGUUCUUAUUAAGAUCUUUAAAUUAAUAAUUAAUGAAUUAGCCAAUGCUAUUGAAGUAUUUAAUGCCACUCAAGAAAGUGAUGAGUCUGAUGAUGAUGAUAACGAAACUGAUGGAAAUGAUAUUUUUAUAGAUCCCGGACAAGAAAAUAGUUUAUUUCAUAUAGAAGGAGAAUAUUAUGAUAAUGAAGAAGAAGAAGAUGAUCCUGAUCUUUUGCAAGAUAACAUUUAUAAUUUAAAUAUGACCCAAUACUUGAAAGAUUUUCUCUGCAAUUUUUCAACUCAUCAUUGUUUUUCUGAAUACUUUAAUUGUCUUAAUAAUCUAGAGCGCAAAGUUUUGAAAACUAUAAAUAUUGAUUCAACAUAUAUGUAACAGAUUGUGGAUACAAUAAUAAUGAUACAA